Molecule: messenger RNA, 6381 nt
Organism: Octodon degus (degu)
Lineage: Eukaryota; Metazoa; Chordata; Mammalia; Rodentia; Octodontidae
Gene: Myo16
Product: myosin XVI
Exons: 35
Coding region: 33-5330 (1765 amino acids)
Biological process (GO): negative regulation of G1/S transition of mitotic cell cycle; neuron projection morphogenesis; phosphatidylinositol 3-kinase/protein kinase B signal transduction
Cellular component (GO): perinuclear region of cytoplasm; nucleoplasm; myosin complex
Molecular function (GO): ATP binding; actin filament binding; protein phosphatase binding
Source: RefSeq, a predicted model, not a curated record
UCCAGCUAUGCAGCGCCUUCCGAGCCCGUGAGAUGGAAAUCGACCAGUGCCUGCUGGAGUCGCUUCCUCUGGGCCAGCGGCAGCGGCUGGUGAGGCGCAUGCGCUGCGAGCAGCUCAAGGCCUACUACGACCGCGAGAAGGCGCUGCAGAGGCAGGAGGGUUUCCUGAAGAAGCUCCGGCAUGGCAGGAGCCCGAGGGUCCGGUUCGGCCUGGCGGACGUGCUGCAGGACGCCAUCGUCCACCACGAUGACAAGGAAGUGCUCCGGCUGCUGCAGGAGGGCGCAGACCCGCACUCUCUGUUGUCUUCCGGGGGGUCCCUACUCCAUCUGUGUGCUCGGUAUGACAACGCCUUCAUUGCAGAGAUCUUGAUUGACAGAGGAGUCAACAUCAACCACCAGGACGAAGACUUCUGGACCCCAAUGCACGUCGCCUGUGCGUGUGACAACCCUGACGUCGUGCUGCUCCUGGUCCUGGUGAGCAGCCUUCGUGCCGUUCAGGAUGCUACGGGCAACAGUCCUCCCGAGUAUGCUGUCGAGCACACUUCCGAGGACAGCAAUGUCCUCCCUUUCCUACUGAACCUUUCUUUCCCCCCAGGAGUGGACCUGGCCUCCCUGCGCCAGCUGAAGCUUCAGAGGCCCAUGAGCAUGCUGGCCGAUGUCAAAUGCUUCCUGUCAUCGGGAGGAAACGUUAACGAGAGGAACGAGGAAGGGGUCACUCUGCUGCACAUGGCGUGUGCCAGCGGCUACAAGGAGGUGGCAGCGCUUCUCCUGGAGCACGGCGGAGACCCCAGGCUCCCAGACAACCAGUGCUGGACGCCUCUGCACGUGGCAGCCAAGUACGGCCAGACGAACUUGGUGAAACUCCUCUUGACACAUGGAGCAAACCCAAAGCUUGUGAACUGUAAUGAAGAGAAGCCAUCAGAGGUCGCUGCCUCUGAGUUUAUUGAGGAAAUGCUGCUGAAAGCAGAAGCUGCGUGGGAAGAAAACCUGAAAGGGCCUUUGUCUUCUUCUCCCUCCUUGGCCCAAGAGGAGCCCUACGAAGAGCUCCUGCACGAACUUCCAGCGCCGCCCAGCAAGCUCAGUCCCCUGGCGCUGCCAAUAGCCAAGCAAGACAGUUUGUUGGAAAAAGACAUCAUGUUCAAAGACGCAGCAAAAGGGCUCUGUAAGCAGCAGUCCCCGGACGCUACCCCUGAGCACACCGCGAUGAACAGCUGCAGCAAACCCGAGCAGGUCAAGCUCAUGCCACCGGCUCCCAAUGAUGACCUGGCCACACUCAGCGAGCUCAAUGACGGCAGCCUGCUGUACGAAAUUCAGAAGCGCUUUGGGAAUGACCAGAUCUAUACUUUCAUUGGGGACAUCCUUCUGCUGGUCAACCCUUUCAAGGAACUCCCAAUUUAUUCUACCAUGGUGUCGCAGCUGUACCUGAGCCACACUGGGAUGCCAAGCCCAUCGCUGCCCCCCCACCUCUUCUCUUGUGCUGAGCGAGCUGUGCACCAGCUGUUCCGGGACCGCAGGCCACAGUGCUUGGCCCUCAGUGGAGAGAGAGGGUCUGGGAAGUCAGAGGCCAGCAAGCAGAUCGUGAGACACCUGACUUGCCGCUCCGUCGCCUGCUCUGCUGUCCUGGAGUCCAGGUUUAGACACGUCAUGUGCAUCUUAGAAGCCUUUGGACAUGCCAGGACACCACUCAAUGAUCGGUCCAGUUGCUUCAUAAAGUACUUGGAAGUGCAGUUUAGUGAGAGGAAGAGGCAAGUGACCGGAGCCAGGAUCUACACGUACAUGCUGGAGAAAUCCAGGCUCGUGUCACAGCCUCUUGGCCAGAGCAACUUUCUAAUCUUCUACUUGCUGCUGGAUGGGUUAUCGGCUGAAGAGAAGCGUGGCCUUGGCCUUAGCAAUGCACGUGCGCACCGGUACUUGAACCAGAUCACGAGAGGAGACACAGCCACUGCAGAGCACGUGCUGAACAGGGACAGAUUUGUGGCUCUGAGACAAGCUCUGGCUGUAAUUGGCUUCAGCAGCCUGGAGGUGGAGAACCUGAUGGUGAUUCUAACCGCGAUCCUGCACCUCGGGGACAUCCAGUUCACUGCGCUCACUGACGCUGACGUCGCCUUCGUGUCCGACCUCCAGCUCCUGGAGCAAGUGGCUGGGAUGUUGCAGGUGUCAGCAGACGAACUGGCUUCUGCCCUAACAACCGAUAUUCAGUAUGUUAAAGGAGACUGGAUAACACGGCACCACACUGCGCGUAUUGCUGAGGUUCACCGCGACCUGUUGGCCAAGUCCCUGUAUAGCCGCCUCUUUGGCUUUCUGGUGAAUGCUGCGAACUGUUGCCUGCACAGCCGAGAAGAGAACACCAGCGCCCAAGCCCUGGACAUCGGGAUCCUGGACAUCUUUGGCUUUGAAGAAUUUCAGAAGAAUGAGUUUGAACAGCUCUGUGUCAACAUGACCAACGAGCGGGUGCACCACUAUAUCAAUGACGUGCUUUUCCUGCAAGAACAAACAGAAUGUGUACAGGAGGGGGUUGCCAUGGAAACGGCAUAUUCUCCUGGUAACCAGGCUGGAGUUUUGGAUUUCUUUUUCCAGAGGCCAGGUGGAUUUCUCUCUUUGCUGGAUGAAGCAAGCCAAGGGAUCUGGUCAGCAGAGUCAACCCUUCCAAAGAAGCUCCAAAGCCUGCUGGAAUCUUCAAACACAAACGCGGUGUACCCCCCCACGAAGGACGGGAAUGGGAACAUGGCGCUCCGGGCUGCGGGCUUGGCAUUCACAGUCAUGCACUAUGCAGGACGGGUAAUGUAUGAAAUUACUGGAGCAAUUGAAAAAAAUAAAGACUCUCUUUCACAGAAUCUUCUAUUUGUAAUGAAAACCAGUGACAAUGUCAUGAUCAGCCAUUUUUUCCAGUCAAAGCUGUCGCAGACAGGAUCCCUGAUAUCAUCCUACCCUCCUUACAAAUUCCGAGGACACAAGGUGGCCUUGCUGAACAAGAAAGUGGUGGCUUCGCCAGUGACCUGGGAGAACAGGAGCUAUCCCGAGCUCAGCAAGUUAUUAAAAAAGAAAGGAACUUCCAGCCUUCUACAAAGACUGGAACGAGGAGAUCCAGGGACCAUGGCAUCUCAACUCAGGAAGUCCCUGGCCGACCUCAUGGGGAGGCUGCAGCGCUGCUCGCCGCACUUCGUGCACUGCAUCAAGCCCAACACUGCACAGCUGCCAGAUGCCUUCGACCACUUCUAUGUGUCUGCGCAGCUGCAAUACCUCGGGGUGCUGGGGCUGGUGAAGGCCUUCCGCCAUGGGUUCCCGGUCCGCCUGUCCUUCUCCGACUUCCUGUCCAGAUACAGGCCCUUGGCUGAGACCCUCCCAGGCAAGAGGAAGCAGCCGCUGUCUGCGGAGGAGAGAUGCCGGCUUGUUCUCCAGCAGUGCAAGCUGCAAGGCUGGCAGAUUGGUGUCCGCAAGGUGUUUCUGAAGCACCGGCAGGCAGAGCAGCUCGGUGACCUGUGCCAGCGGCUGCAGAGGAAGAUCGUGACCUGCCAAAAAGUUGUAAGAGGGUUUCUAGCCCGCCAACAUCUGCUCCAGAAGAGGAGUGCCAAGCAGCAGGAGGUGCUGCGAGUCAGGAGCUUCCUGCAGGACACCGAGGACCUGGCGCUGCAGACCUACGACGCCCUGGUCAUCCAGAACGCAGCCGACAUCGCACGGGAGAACGACCGGCUCCGCACGGAAGUGGGCGCUGCCCAUCCCAGGGACAAGGCGGGGGCCAGGGCCAGGCCCCAGGAUGGAGACUCAAGGGCUGAAGACCAGGGUGGUCUGUGGCGUGCACACCCCAGCUCUGUGCCUGUCUCUGUGGCUGUGGACAGCUUGGCACCGGCCCUCGCUGGACCAUCCCUCCGGCCUCCAUCACUGCAUCCCACAUUCAGCAUGGAUGACAGCAGUGGCCUCCCGUCACCACGGAAACAGCCUCCACCCAAGCCCAAGAGGGACCCAAACACACGGCUGAGCGCCUCCUAUGAGGCUGUGAGUGCCUGCCUGUCUGCAGCAGCCAAGGACCCGUCGGGAGACGCUCUGAUGAGGCCCAGGCCCCACAGCGAUGACUAUAGCACCAUGAAGAAGAUCCCCCCGCGAAAGCCGAAGAGGAGCCCUAACACCAAGCUCAGCGGUUCCUAUGAGGAGAUCUGGGGCCCAAGGCCCCCGGGAGUGGCUGGCCAGGCGGGUGCGCGUCAGGCCCAGGGGACCCUGCACGCACUUCGGACCUCACCUCAGUGUACACUGCAGCUGCCCCUGCACCUGCCUUUUGCCCCUGAGGAGGACGACAGUGCUGAGCCUGUGUACAUCGAGAUGGUGGGGAAUGCGACCAGGCCAGGGGGGCCUGAAGCUUACAGCCCAGAGCAGGGAGAGUCAGUCUACGAAGAGAUGAAGUACUUCCUGCCGGAGGAGGGUGCCGGUUCCUGGCUCCCGGCCCAGCGGGAUGCGAGCGACAUCCCUGCACCCUUCCCCAACCUGCUGCCUCACAGGCCGCCCCUGCUGGUCUUCCCGCCCGCGCCCACCACCGGCUCACCAGCCUCUGAUGAGUCCCCGCUGACGCCGCUGGAGGUGGCGCGGCUGCCAAUGCUGGAGCCCGGCCUGAAGUACCCGUUGUCCGCAGAACCCUCCAGCCCUGGCCCGGGCUCCGUGCCCGCCACACCACCCGCGCCGGAGCCUGCCCGGCCGCCGCCCAAGGCCUGCAGGGGUACGCCCAGCCCCGGGCCCGCGGGCGCCCCAAGCCCCCCGAGCAGCCGGCCGCCCUGCAGCCCCCUGGACGAGCUCAGCACCCUCCUCAGCUCAGGCCGCAGCGUGCUGCGCAGGUCGGCAGCAGGGCGAAGGAUCCGUGAGGCUGGAGGUUUUGAAACUAACCUGAACCUGACCACCCCGGAUGACCCCAGCACGUCAGAAAUCGCCUCAGAGACUCAGGACAGGAACGCAAACAGCCACAGAAUUCAGUUCUCUAAUCCACUGCCCAGUGCUGUGGCAGCUGAAAAUGGAAAUCCUGUCUCCAAUGGUCUCGCUGAGAAUGAUGGGUACUCACAAGUAUGCGUGAGCGGCACAGGGAUGUCAUCGUUCCAGAGACAUCGGGAGAGUCGCACCACUCAGGUCAUCCACCAGCUGCGGCUCUCAGAGAAUGAGAGCGUGGCCCUACAGGAGCUGCUGGACUGGCGGCGGAAGCUCUGUGAGGAGAGGGACUGGCAGCAAGUCCUGCAGCACCAGGAGCCCCGCGCGCCCCCUCCACCCCCCUGCAAGAAGCCCACCCUGCUGAAGAAGCCAGAAGGGGCCCCCUGCAGCCGCUUGCCCUCCAAGCUCUGGGACAGCGGCAUCUAGCAGGCCUUGGCUGACACACAGGACACAAGGCUGCCUUGAGGAACAUUCUGGGCCCUCUCCCAUUGCAUUGAAAAGCACAGGCAUGGACGGUCCAGUAGGGCACAUUUCCUCUGUGUGUGUGUGUGUGUGUGUGUGUGUGUGUGUUCUUCCCUGUUCUGUAAUUUUCAGGUUUCACGUUCAUUGGGCUGCGCUGCCCUUGGUUGUGGACAGGAAAGCCAGGGCAUGAGAGAUGGAGAGUGAUAGUGGCAGGAAGCAGUGACAAAGGACCCACAGGGAUCUGGGUGCAGGCACUCCCCAGAGCCUGAAGAUGAUGCAGUGUGGUCUGUGCCGUGGUUCGUGACAACCCUGCGCACAAGACCUGUCUACUUCCUUUCUACGUGGGUGUCUGUACUCUGUUCAGAUCCCAAGCCCGAUAAUCACUCACACGUGGAUGACUGUGUGUCAUAACUUGGUGCAAUUGGUGGUGCUCCCUUUCUUCAAAAUGCAAAUUUUAAAAUGGCAUUUCUAGGUUUUUUUCCUCCACAUUUUUUUUUUAACCAAAAUAUCCACCCCUCUGGGGACCAUGUUGUUGCUUAGCUCUUCAGUGUUACCAUGGGCUGACCCCAUGGUGUUUUAGAUGUCACUGUCUACAGGAGACAACUCUGUCCCUCAGCAGCUCUGCUUUUGACUAAGCAGUAUGUGUGCCCCUCAGCGGAAUCCCCACCCUGCCUGGGUUUGCUGUAGGCUCCAGGAAGUUCACAGCUCUCAGCUCCCCGUGUGUGGCUUCAAGUCCACGUGCCACGGUGCCAAAGGGCAUCCCGAGGCCACACAGCGAGGUCGAGGACUCAGCCGCUGGCUGGAGCGGUGGUGCUGCGUCUCUGGCUUCCUCUCCCCCAGCGGCACUGCAUGAUCCUCAUACUGCACCCCUUCCCUCUGUCACCCACCCAGUGGCUCUGCUUGCGCUUCUCUGUGCAGGUCUGUCCCUGGGGGCUCUGCAGCAGUGGCUCCAGACCACCUGUCUUGCUAUUGGAACUUUUUGUUCAUACCAGCCUUUGGAACACAACUCUGCCAA